Molecule: messenger RNA, 1023 nt
Organism: Penicillium odoratum
Lineage: Eukaryota; Fungi; Ascomycota; Eurotiomycetes; Eurotiales; Aspergillaceae
Product: ArsA family ATPase
Exons: 3
Coding region: 1-1023 (340 amino acids)
Biological process (GO): post-translational protein targeting to endoplasmic reticulum membrane
Cellular component (GO): GET complex
Molecular function (GO): ATP hydrolysis activity; ATP binding
Source: RefSeq, a predicted model, not a curated record
AUGUCUUCCUCCGCCGUGGUCCACAGUGACGACCUCGACAUGGAGCCCACGCUCCAGUCGAUCAUCAACCAAAAAACUCUCCGCUGGAUCUUCGUCGGCGGCAAAGGUGGUGUGGGUAAGACCACCACCUCCUGUUCGCUCGCCAUUCAGCUCGCCAAAGCCCGCAAAUCUGUGCUCCUGAUUUCGACCGAUCCCGCCCACAACCUGAGCGAUGCCUUUGGCCAGAAAUUUGGAAAGGAGGCCCGUCUCGUUGACGGCUAUGACAAUCUCAGCGCUAUGGAGAUCGAUCCCAAUGGCAGCAUCCAGGAUCUCCUGGCCAAUGGAGAUGGUCAGGAUGACGCUAUGGGCGGAAUGGGUAUGGGCAAUAUGAUGCAGGAUCUGGCGUUCAGUAUCCCCGGUGUUGAUGAAGCCAUGUCCUUUGCCGAAGUCCUGAAGCAGGUCAAGUCGCUCUCGUACGAGGUGAUUGUGUUCGAUACCGCACCCACCGGUCACACCUUGCGUUUCCUGCAGUUCCCAACAGUCCUUGAGAAGGCGCUGGCGAAGUUGUCGCAGCUGUCAUCGCAGUUUGGACCCAUGCUCAACUCGAUCCUGGGCGCUAGGGGUGGUUUGCCUGGUGGACAGAACAUGGAUGAGUUGUUACAGAAGAUGGAGUCGCUGCGGGAGACCAUUGGUGAGGUCAACACGCAGUUCAAGAACCCUGAUAUGACCACCUUUGUUUGUGUGUGUAUUGCGGAGUUCUUGUCGCUCUACGAGACCGAGCGGAUGAUUCAAGAGUUGACUAGCUAUGGCAUUGAUACCCAUUCGAUUGUCGUGAACCAGUUGUUGUUCCCCAAGGAGGGCAGCGGCUGUGACCAGUGCACUGCGCGCAGAAAGAUGCAGAAGAAGUACCUGGAGCAGAUUGAGGAGCUGUAUGAAGACUUCAACGUGGUUCGCAUGCCACUAUUGGUGGAGGAGGUCCGCGGAAAGGACAAGCUGGAAAAGUUCAGCGACAUGCUUAUCAACCCCUAUAUUCCGCCGCAGUGA